Molecule: messenger RNA, 1593 nt
Organism: Myodes glareolus (Bank vole)
Lineage: Eukaryota; Metazoa; Chordata; Mammalia; Rodentia; Cricetidae
Gene: Tcfl5
Product: transcription factor like 5
Biological process (GO): regulation of DNA-templated transcription; spermatogenesis
Cellular component (GO): nucleus
Molecular function (GO): protein dimerization activity; DNA-binding transcription factor activity, RNA polymerase II-specific; RNA polymerase II cis-regulatory region sequence-specific DNA binding
Source: RefSeq, a predicted model, not a curated record
CGCGUCCGCCUGGAGGACCGCUUCAACAGCAUGCCAGCCGAGCCUCCUGCGCCUCGCGGUGCUGAGCCCGGCGAGUCGGGCGUGGCGCUCAACAAUUUGGUAACUCUUAUUCGGCAUCCAUCUGAAUUAAUGAAUGUUCCUCUUCACCAGCAACAAAACAAAUGUACGACCUUAGUGAAAAAUAAAACUGCUGCUGCCACUACUGCUUUGCAGUUCACCUACCCGCUGUUUACAAGUGCCUGCUCCACUGGUGGGAAUACCAACCUUGCACAGACACAGAGUUCUAGUAAUUCAUGUUCUAUACUGGAAGCUGCCAAGCACCAGGAUAUUGGACUGCCUAGAGCAUUUUCUUUCUGUUACCAGCAAGAGAUUGAGUCCACCAAACAGACAGGUGGUACUAGAAACAAAGCCUUGCCCGAGCAGGUUUGGAUUAAGGUGGGAGAAGAAGCGCUAUGUAAACAAGCAAUCAAUAAGAGGAAUCGGAGUAGAAUCCGCCAGUUGGACACAAGUGUGGAGCGAAGAGCCCUUGGAGAGAUUCAGAAUGUGGGCGACGGUUCUACAGCUUCACAGGGCACCUGGCAGUCUUCUGAGUCCUCACAGUCAAACCUGGGGGAGCAGACGCAAAGCGGACCCCAGGGAGGAAGGUCUCAGCGUCGGGAGAGGCACAACCGAAUGGAAAGAGAUAGAAGGCGCAGAAUCCGCAUUUGCUGUGAUGAGCUGAAUCUUUUAGUUCCGUUCUGCAAUGCAGAGACAGAUAAAGCAACAACCCUUCAGUGGACCACAGCGUUCCUGAAGUACAUUCAGGAAAGACAUGGGGAUUCUCUUAAAAAGGAAUUUGAGAGCGUGUUUUGCGGUAAGACUGGCAGAAGGCUAAAGCUGACCAGACCCGAAUCCCUGGUGACCUGCCCUGCACAGGGCAGUCUGCAGAGCAGCCCCGCCAUGGAGAUCAAGUGAUUGGACUGACCCAGGACCUAGGAGAGAACUGCCGUUUUUUUUCGGCAUCGUACACAUGCCUGCCAUCCCAGAGCUCAGCUCUGAGUCCUCGAGAGGGAUGUGACUCCAGUUGGUGGGACUCCAGUAAGGACUUUGAGAGCACAUUUUGUGAAAGUAUUAUCUAAACAAAACUUACCCACUAUGUCCGGGUGACCAUUUGAGGAUGAAGACAUCUUGAUAAUUAGUAAUUUUUCAAUUACCUUUCCAACACCAUCAUGUGUUCUUAACAUGAUAACUUAAAAAAAUUAACAUCCUUGGUAAUUUCUUGAGUCUCAAGACUAAAGAAAGCAUUGCCGUUUACUUAUUUUGUUUACAUUUUAAAUAUGCCCCUUUAGCAAUUGGAAGAAGGUAAAUUGUUCUUAACUAGAAGAGGUUUGGAAACUUUAUUUCAUUUGUUCUGUCCCCCCCAAUUCCAGUCUCAUGGUACUCUGUAUUGAAAGAUGCAGUGCCAUUUUAAAACUUUUUGCUAAGAAUUUUCCAGGGACUUCUUUUAAAGCUCCUUUUGCCCAUAAACAUUUUCUCGGUAGAUUACUUCAAUGCCCACAUUUCCAUAUUGUGAGUCAUUGCUUUACGUGUAAUAAACUGCAUGUUUGGAACACA